Molecule: messenger RNA, 2291 nt
Organism: Amaranthus tricolor (Joseph's coat)
Lineage: Eukaryota; Viridiplantae; Streptophyta; Magnoliopsida; Caryophyllales; Amaranthaceae
Product: beta-hexosaminidase 3
Exons: 14
Coding region: 466-2064 (532 amino acids)
Biological process (GO): glycosaminoglycan metabolic process; carbohydrate metabolic process
Cellular component (GO): membrane
Molecular function (GO): beta-N-acetylhexosaminidase activity
Source: RefSeq, a predicted model, not a curated record
AUUUUCUACUCUCUCAUUAAUCUCUUUGUAAAAUGUCCACUAAUUCUCCAAGAUGAGACAGGCAAAAUGGGAGAUAUACCUACCCACCAAUACUAAUAUCAUUAUGCUACAAUAAUUCAUGCAAAUGUGUCAGCUAUCAUAAAUGUCUUCAAGUGUUAGUGUACCUUAAACAACUUCUAUCCCCAUUGUUAUCUGUUUCCCACUCAACCUAAAAUUCCAAAUUCACAAUCUUCCAAAUUGCUAAAAUUUUUAAUUACCCAUUUCACAUUUUCCAAAGAUUCUUAAUUUAGCUUCCAUUUUUAGGAUUAAACUUAUAAAAACAUCAGAUUUAGUACUUUUUUGAUGCCCAUUUGUAUCUGUUUUAAACUUUGAGCAAUGCAUAUAACUUAAAGAUAUAAUCUUUGUGGAAUUGUUGUAGUUUUUGUAAUCUUGGGUGUUUUUUUUUUAUUUGCUCAUUUGGGUUUUAUGAAAAUGGGGAAGAUUUUGGUGCCCAUUUGUGUGUUAUUGUUGAUUGAAGUUGUUUUAGUGUAUGGUGGAAGUGGUAGUGUUCAUCAAGUGAAUAUAUGGCCAAUGCCAAAGUAUUCUAUUUAUGGGAAUAGUAUGCUUUAUUUAAGCAAUGAUUUUGAAUUAAGGACUCAAGGGAGCAAGUAUAGUGAUAAGGAAGGGAUAUUGAAAGAUGGGUUUUUGAGAUUUAUGGGUAUUGUGACUUUGGAUCAUGUUAUUGAUGUCAAUUUUUCUAGGUUUGAUCAAUCAAGUUUCUUGAAAGGGAUCAAUGUGGUUAUUCGAUCACUUAGUGAUGAGUUGCAUUAUGAUAUUGAUGAAUCAUACAACUUAACUAUUCCAGCUGCUGGGAAGCCUGCUUAUGCACACAUUGAGGCAAAGUCUGUAUACGGGGCGUUACACGGAUUUCAGACAUUGAGUCAGCUCUGUAGUUAUAACUUCAAAACCAGACUGAUUGAAAUCGACAUGGUUCCAUGGACUAUAUCUGACCAGCCUAGAUUCCCUUACCGUGGAUUGCUGAUCGAUACUGCACGGCACUUUUUGCCUUUGCCCGUGAUAAAGAAAGUAAUCGAUUCCAUGACAUAUGCGAAGCUGAAUGUGCUUCAUUGGCACAUUGUAGAUUCCCAAUCUUUUCCAUUGGAAAUUCCUUCAUACCCAAAGCUUUGGGAUGGUGCAUAUUCAGCAGAAGAACGAUAUACAAUGGCUGAUGCUGCUGAAAUUGUGAGAUAUGCACAAAGACGCGGAGUGAAUGUACUCGCUGAAAUUGAUGUUCCUGGACACGCUGCGUCCUGGGGGAAUGGUUAUCCAUUGCUGUGGCCUUCAGCAAACUGUAGGGAGCCACUCGAUGUGAGCAACGAAUUUACCUUCCAAGUUAUAGAAGGAAUUCUUUCAGAUUUCAGCAAGGUCUUCAAAUACAAAUUUGUUCAUUUAGGAGGCGAUGAAGUCGAUACCGGUUGCUGGGAAUCAACUCGUCGUGUUGGCCGAUGGUUGCGGCGUCAUAAAAUGGUUGGUUCUCAAGCUUACGAAUACUUCGUUUUACGAGCACAGAAAAUUGCAGUAUCCCAUGGAUAUGAAGUAAUUAAUUGGGAGGAAACGUUCAAUAAUUUUGGCGAUAAAUUGGACCGAAGGACUAUUGUCCAUAAUUGGUUAGGGGGCGGUGCUGCUGAAAGGGUGACCGCGGCUGGUUUAAGGUGCAUUGUAAGCAACCAGGACAAGUGGUAUCUUGAUCAUUUAGACAUCACAUGGGAUCAGUUUUAUAUGAACGAGCCUUUAACUAAUAUCACAAAUCCAAAGCAACAAAAGUUAGUCAUUGGAGGUGAAGUUUGUAUGUGGGGUGAGCAUAUUGAUGCAUCGGAUAUUGAGCAAACCAUUUGGCCGCGUGCUGCUGCAGCUGCAGAGCGAUUGUGGACGUCGUACGACAAGCUUGCUAGGAAUCCAAUACAAGUAUAUAGAAGGUUAGCAAACUUCAGGUGUCUGCUAAAUCAAAGAGACGUUGCAGCCGCUCCAUUGGUGGGCCCCGGUAGGUUUGCUCCUGAAAUACCAGGUUCAUGCUAUGUUCAAUGAUGAACAUAAAACUUUAACCAAUACACUAUAGAUCAGACAAAGUUUAUCUUGUGCAUAAUUUAUCUGUCUUAUUCAUUGUUCCAUUCAACACUCACCAGAAACUAGAUAGCAUGUUAUAUCUCAGUAUUGUUACUUAGAGGCUACAACUGGUAAUACCCAGUUACCAUGGAUGAUGGAUCAUGCUAUAUUGGCAAUUUAUGUUAUUUAGAGAUUGAAUUUUUAUUUCA